UUGGAGGUCAGUACCAGAUGUGAUCGUGCGCUGGUGCGGUGUGGGCGUGCGCUGUAUGGUCUGAGCUUGCCGGCAUGUUAGUGUUGUGAGGACUCUUUUGUUGUGUAACUGCGGGCGCGAUAUCUGCCGCGAUGCCGGUCUGCGACAAGUGGGUCGCGCUAAAGAUAGUGGAGUUUGUCUUCUGCGUAGCGUGCCUAGUGACGAAGCGCGUGUCGUCAGAUGAUGAGGCACGCUUGGCGCUGCUGCUGCAGAAGCUGUCUCGCGAGUGGUCGCUGCUCACCUCCGUCACAUGGGACUCUGUCGGUGGGGCGUUCGCUGACGCUGUUUAUGGAGGUUACGUGAUAAUAACUUUCGGCUUGAUACUAGCACGAGUCUUCCAAGAGAUCCCGCGAGGAAGACGGAUAUUGGAAGGCAUUUUCCUUGGCUUCGGGCUACUGUUCUUCCUUAUCCUAGGUGGUCUAGAAUUGGCAUCCUUGGACUCCAUACCGAGGAACCUUGUGGUAAAUGCGUCAGUUCUUGGAUCAUUCUCUCUGGUAGUCGCGGCACUUUUCUUGCUCGAUCUUAUGGGCCCGAGGACUUACUAUGCCAACCAUCACACACAGACUCUGCCGGUUUCUUCACCGCAAUUGAAAGAGAAAAAAGUCUCCAUUGUCACGGCGCCGACGUCAAACGGCAACUUAGCUAAUGGGAGAGCAAACGGUCACACUCCCGCCGAAAGGCCGAAAGAUCUAGAUUUAGAAAAGAAUAGAACAGAAGUAGAUACUAAGAAUCUUGAGACCGAUCUUUUCGACGAUCAUAAGAAUGGAUUUAUAAAAUUUAAUGAUGUCAUUGAAAAGGAAUUGGAGAAAUCAAAAUUCGGUUCAGUUCGAAACGGCGGCGUGGAGAAUGAGAAUUAUGUGAAAUUAACAGACCCGCUGACUGAAUCGGAUCGUAUCAACUACGAGAGAGAACUUGCCAAAUUCAACGAGAGAUAUUUCAGGGACUUUUUAGAGAGGGUCGAAGGGAAAUUGUCGGUAAGAGAGGAUUAUUUACCGGAGCUGCAGACGCCCGUCUUCUCUAAAGUGAAGACCGGUCGGCUGAAGAGUUUGUACGACGACGUGUCGCCGACAUAUGAACAGAAGCGGCAGUCGAAGUCUCCCUCUAGAGCGAAGACGGUUAGCCCUCCGACGCUACAGCAGUUAGAAGAUUACCUCCGAGGUUCAACGAGAUCACGGCGUUCGGAGACGCCUGCGUUAUUCCCUAUGGAGCCGAUAGAGGAGAGGGAUCGUGAGGCGGGGGAGACAGAGGGACGCGCGUCGGGCACGCCCACAGACCCCGGCUACGUGCAGUAUACCGCCGGCAGGUGGCCCGACACGCGCCAAAUACGGACACCGAGGCACAGCCCCACUUAGACUUAAUUUUUUUUAUUUUAAGAUUAAUGUGACAUAUUUUUAUAGAUGAACGAUUACAUAUUUUUAAUUUUUA
Molecule: messenger RNA, 1464 nt
Organism: Papilio polytes (common Mormon)
Lineage: Eukaryota; Metazoa; Arthropoda; Insecta; Lepidoptera; Papilionidae
Exons: 4
Coding region: 132-1391 (419 amino acids)
Source: RefSeq, a predicted model, not a curated record